Pyrenophora tritici-repentis Pt-1C-BFP is the source of this 1242-nucleotide messenger RNA. RefSeq lists its product as uncharacterized. The record is from RefSeq and is a predicted model, not a curated record. Lineage: Eukaryota; Fungi; Ascomycota; Dothideomycetes; Pleosporales; Pleosporaceae.
AUGGAUGACUUUCAUGCAUCAGACGAAGAUUCCGACUUCGAGUCGCUCCCAGUCAAGAAGAAGCACAAGACAAAAUCAACAAAACCCUCCGCCGAGAAACCCCUCCCCAAGCACAAGAUCUUCCCCUUCAUGCAACUCCCCGCCGAGAUCCGUAACAUCAUCUACGAAUACACUCUCACCGACCCCCUCGGCAUCAGCUUCAUAGCAACCAUCCACAACCGCCGCCGCCAAACCCAACGCAUCUCUGCUGCACUUCAGAGACGCAUGUCUGAAGGCAGCUACUACAGGACCAAGAACACCAUCAGCACCGACACCGACACUCAGGACGAAGAGCCCGCCCCCCUCGUCCCCGCGCUCCUCGCUGUCUGCAAGCAAAUGCACAGCGAAGGCAAGGACAUCCUGUAUGGCAACGACUUUGUCUUUGCCGAUAGCUUCGCUCUGUACUCUUUUAUGAUCAACCUCGGUACUAGCGGUGCAAAGAACAUGAAAAAGAUCACACUGCGGGGCUGGCUCGACGGCCGUGCGACAAAGGCUUAUAACCACAGUUGUUUCGCUGCGCUUCUCCCUGCUACGAAUCUCACUUCCGUUAUCAUUGAAACCCCAGGCUCAUAUUCUAGUCAAUCCAAGCGUAUUGCGCAUCAGUUGUACCGCGACGCUUUUCCUUGGCUGGAGGCCGUGGCUGCGGCAAAGGGCAAGGUGGACGCUGCGCUUGAUGUUUUGCAGUUGGGUGAUGGCUUCUUUCGCCAACCGUGGGGUCGCCAAUCGCAGAGUUCGGACAGGAAGGCGAAGACGAAGGAGUUUAUGACUGAGUUGGGUAAGCUUCUGCGUGCGCAGCAUAUGAGGGUUAUGGGCGCGGCGCCGAGGAACGUGAGGAAGGUCGCUAAGGUUGCUGAGGAUGCUGAGGAUUCUGAGAUUUCCGAGGAUUCUGGAGUGGAGUGAAUGUUGGUCGUGGGAAAGGAGGAGAACUCGAAGACUGUUGAUUCGGAUGUGGUUAUGAGUACGCACACACGAUGGAGAGAGGGAGGCUCUGAGAUUUUGAGCAUGCAUGGGAAAGUAUGGAGAUGAUAAUGGCCAAACACACACAAGGGCACGACUGGUCUGAUUUCGGAGUUUGCUUUUAGAUUUACACGGCUAGAAAGACCGCUGAUGCACAGGCCUCAUGAGUCUGAGUUGCGAAAGUAUGAGAUUUGUACAUUAAUAGAGAUCAAUGACUGAAUGAUAACAAUAUCCAAACCCACAAAA